Messenger RNA from Aspergillus ruber CBS 135680, 237 nucleotides. RefSeq lists its product as uncharacterized. Gene Ontology annotation, molecular function: protein binding. The record is from RefSeq and is a predicted model, not a curated record. The annotation marks the transcript as partial. The transcript is spliced from 2 exons. Lineage: Eukaryota; Fungi; Ascomycota; Eurotiomycetes; Eurotiales; Aspergillaceae.
CAUGAGGAAACCGUUCACGCCUUGCUGGAUAUGGGCAUCGAUGCUAAUGCUGAGGGAAAGGAAUAUGGAAAUGCCCUCCAGGCAUCGGCCUACGAUGGCACAACGGAAAUCCUGAAGAUGCUUCUCGAUCGAAGAGCAGAUCCCAACCGAGCCUACCCAGAAUCCAGCUAUGGAACUGCCCUUCAGGCUGCAUGUUACGAAGGGACGCUAGAAAACGUACAACUCCUUAUUGGAAAC